CGGGAAGCUGGAGAGGCGGCCGCGGGGUUGCGGGCUGGGUCCUGUCGGGGCGCUCUGGGCCACAGGGCCCUGAGAGGCCGCAUCUGGGGGCUCGGCGGUCGCCGCAGACAAGGGGCUGUGAGGCGGCCGCGCGGGGUUUCCGAGCUCUGAUCCCGAGGCGCGCAGACCCCUCCCCGCUUCGAGCCCCGCCUCCGGGGCGGGAGCCGGCCUGGCCCGCCAUCUGCAUCACAUCGACGCCGCUGCCGCCUCCCGGGCCUCCCGGGCCUCCCCGGCCCCAGGAAUGCAGCGGCGGCGGCGGGCGGGGCCGUGCCUGGAGAGGGGGAGGGCUCGAAAGACGCCAGCCCUAUCUAUCUGCCUAAGUCGUGCUUUCUGUUGGGGUCCGUGCUGGGGGAUCCGGUGGCAGACUCGAGUUGUCGGGAGCCUGAACCCUCUGCUCCCAUUCCUCGUUGCCCAGGGACCUUCCCAAUGAGAUGGCCUUUUCCAGUAGCCAACAGCUGGGGUUUGGGUUUCAGAUCCUGGUGCUACCUACCUCUCCCCACCUGUGUAGCCUUGGGCAAAUCGCUUAACCUCUCUGGGUCUGUCUCUGCCUCUGCCUCUGUCAAAUGGUUUGUUGGUGAUGGUUCCUACCUCAUGGAGUGGAGGUGAGAUGACUGCGAUCAUGUGUGGAACUAGUUACUGGGAACGACAGCCACUCAAGAGGUGUGGGCCAUCUCCUUCUUUACCCUCCCACAGCUCCCACCAGUGGUUCCCUUUCUCCAGAGGCAGGAGGACCAGGGGAGGGGAGCGAACACUCAGCCAGUAAAAUCCCAUGCACCUCCUGUGUAUCAGGCCUGUGGCUGGUGCAGGGAUACAGCAGGGAUGACAAAAACCUCUGUCCCUGAGGUGGAGGAGACUUACAGAAGUUAUCUGACAUCUAGCAAGUGCUGGGGAGGAGGUGUUCAAUUAGGGAUUGCUGUUUCCUUUAGGGUGAUCUGGGAGACGGACUCAGAGGUGAUGAUUGAGCAGAGACCCUCAGGGGAGGAGGCAGAGCCCUGUGGUGUCUGGAGCCCUGAGUACAGAGGGCCUGCUGGAAGCGCAGGAAGGACCAUGAGGGCUGGGAGGGGGUUGGUGGAGAGGCCUGAGUGAGGGUGGACUGACCAUAGGGGAGUCUGCCCAAUGCCCUGAGGACUUGAGUUUUUUGUCUGAGGGCCAUGGGAACCCUUGAGGGCUUUGCACAAGGGAGAGGCAGGAUCUAACCAGGGUUGGCUGCCAGGUGGCAGGGGAACUGGGGGCAGGAGGGUGGAAGGUGAGGCCAGUUAGGGAGUCAGGAGAAACCAGGGAGGGCCAGAGCUGAGGCAGAGCAGAGAAAGUAGUGGCCUGUCCCAGCUUAGAUCUAUUUUGGAAGGUAGAGCCGUGGAUAUUGCAUGUGCUGUGAGCGUGGAGUCAGGGACACCCCUGGAGAUUGAGCCUCUGAACCUGGAAGAACAGGGCUUCCCUGAGAUGGGAGGGGAAGCCAGGGAUGGGAGAAGGGUGGUGAUAGAGGUGGGCACCAAGGAGCCUGUGCUCACGGUAGAUCCAGUAGAUCCGAGGAGUCCAGUGUUGGGAGGAGGGACCCCUGGAGGGUUCCUAGGCAUUGUCAAUGUCUUGAGGGGACCCUGUGAGCUUGAGGGAGCUAUUGUGGACAGAGGAGGGGAGGGAAAGGGAGAGGAGAGCAGAGGAGAGGGCAGAAAACGGGGGCUAAAAUCAGAGGAGUCGUGUCCUGGGGUCAGAGGAGAGCUGGGCAGGUAUGGGGCUUCAGGUGACCUGGCAGGCAGAGGAACCUCCUGGCUGGAUUGAGGAGAGAAUGGAGACAGACAUUGUCACAGUGAGAAGCAGUGCUCUCAGGGGCUUUGCUGCAGCGGCAUGGUCAGGUUUAAGAUCACGGUUUAGGUUUAAAUCACGGCAGCUUUGUUUGCAAUAACAGUGAUAUGUGGAGGGGGCAGGCUGCAGCAUGGCCUGCUUGCCAAAGGGUCUGGGCCCAGCCAGGCUCUCUAGGGUCUCACCGACUUAUAGCUCAAGUAUGGGAACUGCCUUCUUCACAAGGCCAUCUUUCUCAUUUCACUUUCUUAAGAUCUUGGGAGAAUGGGCUUGCCACACCAGCCCAGCCUUGUUUGCCAGCCCUUCCCAAAAGGAAAGACAGCUGUCCCACAGGCUUGUCUUCCUGUUCUUCGUGAACCCACAUGGACUCCAUCCUACUGGGUUGGUGUUUGGGGACUGGUCAUGCUGGGGGGACCAGGUGAACUCAGGGGCUUCCUGGGGCCUGCUCAGCAUGGGCUGGAGAGUGGACCACAGCCUUGGCUAAGCUCUUAGUUUGUGCCAAACGCUUGACACAACUUGGCUUUCUUAAUCCUCCUGCCAAACCCAUUGGGCCCAUUCUACAGAUAAGGACCCUGAAAUUCAGAGUGGUUAAGUUCCGUACCCAAGGUCACACAAGUGGCAGACACAGGCAUCAAAUCCAACUUAGUGGGGCCCUAAAACCAAGCUCUUAACCACAGAGCCGUGUGGCAUGGGCAGAAGGUGCUUGGUGCUUCCAGGGCCAUUCCAGCAGUCCACCUGGCAGGCUGCAGAGGCUCUCAUCCCAGAGAUCUGGGUUCAGAACUAGCAGAAAAAGCAGGAGGGUAAGGGGCCUGCAGACUUGGGUCUACUGGCAAAUGGCCACCAGGAGCCCUGGGGCAGGGCGGGGGAGGUACAGACAUUGGGUGGGCAGGAGAAGUCAGGCCUGCUUUGUGUUCCUGUGUCAGGUUUCCAGUUCUAUUUGUGGAAAAUAAACUGGAUCCCUUUCCUCCAGCUUGGGAUUUUAUAGGUACCAUUCCCCAGGUCCCACAUUUUAGGCCUAAGAGAAUCAAGCUUUUUCAAGGGGUGGGGCCCUUGGGCCCCAUACAGGGUAUGCUGAUGUCUUCAAGCUGGGGAAUGGUUGGACAUGUCUUCUGAGGGCUGUGAUAUGGGGCAGCUGCAGCCUUUCCCUUCCCAGCUUGGCCCACUCCCCCAGGGUUCUCAGGCCCCUUUCCAACCUUUUCUCACCACCACAUCCCAAUUCUAGACUCAGAUCCUUCUGAAGAAGCGCAUACCUUUUCUCUGAAACGUGAAUGGUUGCUAUGUGCCGUUAGGAUUUGGACGAAUUUCUUCUAGAUCUGAUGAGACCCUACGAACCUGCAGCCUGAGUAUCUGUUCGUUCUCAGCCUCCUUUGCACAUCCCAUCUCAACUCUGCUCUCCAGUGGUUAUGGCUUCACUCCAGCAGGGUCUCCAAACCUUUGUGCCCACACACCCCAUCAGCCCAAGGUUUUGGAGGCUGUACUACCCUGAAAUGUGACAAUUAUAAAGUAUUUACCUCCUACUGAGGUAACAUCAUGUACCUUGUAAAGCCAAAUAAAAUUAAACAAGAUUUAAAAAAUGUAUAAGUAGAUGCUCUAAUAUCUCCUUCCUCCACCCCAACUCUUGCUCUGGCGUCUGGAGCCCUCACUUUUACCUUCCUUACUCUCAUGGAGGGCUCCCCAGGUGUGCCCCUCCACUGAUUGGACACCUCACUGUGUCCACACUCACUUUGCCCGGAGACUGCACAUCUGCCUUGGAAUUUAGCCCCAACUGUGCAUCCAGGUGUCUGUCUGACUUAGCCAGUCCAGGUCAUGUCACAUCUGGAUCCCUGACACCCAUCUGGCUCUGCCCCCACCUCAGGGAUGCCACACUUAAGCAGGUCCACGAGGCCCAGGGAUCUCUCCCCAGUCCCCACCUCACUGCUGCCCCUCUUGGAAUGCAGCCCACUGGAUGAGUGAGGAGGGCACAGAAGAGUAAGGUGGGAUGUGGAGGGUGGGGCAACUCCUUGUAGAGGGGACUGGGGAGUUCUUGAAGGUUAAGUCUGUUGGUGGUCUGCCCUCUGCCACCUCCCAGUGUCAGAUCCCUGGGGACUGGAAUAUGUGUCUUUCUUAUUCGCUGGGACUCUCCCAAACCUAAAACCUACAACAGUACCUGGCACAUCGCAGGGCCUCAAUAACCACCUCCCCAGGGCAGAGUGAAGGUUGCUGGGGAGCCCCAGCCAAGGAUGGGCCUGGGGCUCAGGCGCCCUCUCUCUGCCUGCAGCUCCCAGGAGCCCACGUGCUGCACCGGCUGGAGGCAGCAGGGGGACGAGUGUGGGAUCGCGGUGUGCGAAGGCAACUCCACGUGCUCGGAGAACGAGGUGUGCGUGCGGCCGGGGGAAUGCCGUUGCCGCCAUGGCUACUUCGGUGCCAACUGCGACACCAAGUGUCCGCGCCAGUUCUGGGGCCCCGACUGCAAGGAGUUGUGUAUCUGCCACCCUCACGGGCAGUGCGAGGACGUGACAGGCCAGUGUACGUGUCACGCGCGGCGCUGGGGAGCACGCUGUGAGCAUGCGUGCCAGUGCCAGCACGGCUCGUGCCACCCGCGGAGCGGCGCGUGUCGCUGUGAGCCUGGCUGGUGGGGCGCGCAGUGCGCCAGCGCGUGCUACUGCAGCGCCACGUCACGCUGCGAUCCACAGACGGGCGCGUGCCUGUGCCAUGCAGGCUGGUGGGGCCGCAGCUGCAACAAUCAGUGCGCCUGCAACACGUCGCCGUGCGAGCAACAGAGCGGCCGCUGCCAGUGCCGUGAGCGCACGUUCGGCGCGCGUUGCGAGCGCUACUGCCAGUGUUUCCACGGCCGCUGCCACCCUGUGGACGGCACGUGCGCCUGCGAGCCGGGCUACCGCGGCAAGUACUGCCGGGAGCCGUGCCCAGCGGGUUUCUACGGCCUGGGCUGCCGUCGCCGAUGCGGCCAGUGCAAGGGCCAGCAGCCAUGCACCGUGGCCGAAGGCCGCUGCCUAACCUGUGAGCCCGGCUGGAACGGCACCAAGUGUGACCAGCCGUGCGCCACCGGCUUCUACGGCGAGGGCUGCGGCAACCGCUGCCCACCAUGUCGCGAUGGGCACGCCUGCAAUCACGUCACCGGCAAGUGCACGCGCUGCAACGCGGGCUGGAUCGGCGACCGGUGCGAGACCAAGUGCAGCAAUGGCACUUACGGCGAGGACUGUGCAUUCGUCUGCGCCGACUGCGGCAGCGGCCACUGCGACUUCCAGUCGGGGCGUUGCCUGUGCAGGCCUGGCGUCCACGGGCCCCACUGUAACCUGACGUGCCCGCCAGGGCUCCACGGCGUGGACUGCGCACAGGCCUGCAGCUGUCAUGAAGACUCUUGUGACCCGGUCACCGGUGCUUGCCGCCUGGAGACCAACCAGCGCAAGGGUGUGAUGGGCGCGGGCGCACUGCUCGCUCUGCUCCUCGGUCUGCUGCUCUCGCUGCUCGGCUGCUGCUGCGCCUGCCGCGGCAAGGACCCCGCGCGCCGGCCCCGCCCCCGCAGGGAGCUCUCGCUUGGGCGAAAGAAGGCGCCGCAACGACUGUGCGGGCGCUUCAGCCGCAUCAGCAUGAAGCUGCCCCGGAUCCCUCUCCGCAGGCAAAAGCUCCCCAAAGUCGUAGAUAAGAGGAAGUGGGGACUCAGUUUUCUGUGGCCCAUCACGACCUGGAUAACACGCUCAACUGUAGCUUCCUGGAGCCACCCUCAGGGCUGGAGCAGCCCUCACCAUCAUGGUCCUCCCGGGCCUCCUUCUCCUCCUUUGACACCACCGAUGAAGGUCCUGUGUACUGUGUACCCCACGAGGAGACGGCAACUGAAAGCCGGGAUGUGGAGGUCCCCACAGUCCCUGCUGAGCCACAGGCGCCGUCUCCUGCGCCGGUGUCCUCGGAGGAUGCGACGCCCCUCCCCGCGUCCUCUGACAGCGAGCGGUCGGCGUCGAGCGUGGAGGGGCCUGGCGGGGCACUGUACGCACGCGUGGCCCGGCGCGAGGCCCGGCCGGCCCGGGCCCGGGGAGAGGCUGGGGGCCUGUCGCUUUCGCCAUCGCCUGAGCGCAGGAAACCGCCGCCACCCGACCCCGCCACCAAACCCAAGGUGUCCUGGAUUCACGGCAAGCACGGCGCCGCCGCCGCCGCCGCUGCCCGUGCGCCUUCACCGGCACCCCCGGGCCCCGAGGCGGCACCCAGUCCCAGCAAGAGGAAACGGACGCCCAGCGACACGUCUGCGCGACCGGAGGAGCCCGGCAGUCCCCGGGCCCGCGACCCGACUCCACGGUCCCCGGGGCUGGCCGAAGAGGGGACAGCCCUCGCGGCGCCCUCACCGCCCCGGGCUCGGGCGCGGGGGCGCGGCCCUGGCUUCUCAGAGCCAACGGACGCUGGCGGUCCCCCGCGCAGCGCGCCAGAGGCCGCCUCCAUGCUGGCUGCAGAGCUGCGCGACAAGACUCGCAGCCUGGGCCGCACCGAGGGUACCCCGGGCGCACAAGGUCCCCGGGAGAAGCCAGCGCCUCCGCAGAAGGCCAAGCGCUCAGUUCUGCCCGCCUCGCCAGCCCGCGCGCCCCCUGCACCCGAGACCCCAGGGCCCGAGAAGGUGGCGGCUAGCGCUCCCGUGCCCGACACCCCCCGGAAGAAGACCCCCAUCCAGAAGCCACCACGCAAGAAGAGCCGGGAAGCGGGGGGCGAGUUGGUCAAGGCAGGUGCACCCACUGUGUAGCAGGCGGCGGCCGGCCGCGCCCGCAGCUUCCCCUGGCUUCGCAGCGCUGCUUGUCCCCCUGCGUUGCGCGCCCGGCAGGCGUCUCCUGCGGCUGCCUGAGCGCGGUAGCCUAGCGCUGGCCGAGGCCCCGAGCGUCGGGAGGAGGCUGCGUCUUAUUGGCUCAGGCCCCGACGGCGGCUCCCUGAUUGGAGCUCCGCGCUUUGGCGGGAAGUCCCCAUUCCAUUGGUCGAAGCCUGACAGGCUCUUAGCUGGCGACUCCCUUCCUAUAGAUCGAGUUAUGGAGGGUUCCGGCCAUCCCAGGUCCAAAGGCUGGGACCGGAGGGUUCUGCCUAGAGACCACCUCCUACUAGCCAAGUAUGCAUUUGGCUGGGGCUGUCUUCUCAUUGGCUGAAGCGAGAAGCACUUCUGCUUUCGCAGCCUCUUAUUGGCCAGGGCCUGGCGCCUCUGGCUGGAGUCUCCUUUUUUUGACUACAGCCCCAGGCUUCUUCCACUGGCCACGCCCCAGGGCAUCUGAUUGACUUGUGCCUGGGGAGGAGGGCUGGUCUCUGCUCCUCAAGGGGCUCAGCGCCCUAGGUUUGGCUUUUCCCACUCUCCCCCUUCUUGUGCCCCCUGCCCCAGUCUCCCCAGCCCUAGCCCCUCAGCCGUCAGCUGGUUUUGAUGGCCUCCCACCAUCCCACACACUGGUGGGAAUCCGAAGGGGGCACUCCAGUAGCCUGAAGAGACAUAUUUAUAGGCCCCCGGCAGGGCUGCUUCCACCCCAUCCGGGUGCCCCAGGAUGGGCUCCUCCCGGCAGGGGCUUGGCCAAAGCUUUCUUAAUAAAGUGCCUUUCCCCACU
Molecule: messenger RNA, 7394 nt
Organism: Hipposideros armiger (great roundleaf bat)
Lineage: Eukaryota; Metazoa; Chordata; Mammalia; Chiroptera; Hipposideridae
Gene: SCARF2
Product: scavenger receptor class F member 2
Exons: 11
Coding region: 4056-6950 (964 amino acids)
Biological process (GO): heterophilic cell-cell adhesion
Cellular component (GO): focal adhesion
Molecular function (GO): scavenger receptor activity
Source: RefSeq, a predicted model, not a curated record